Nelumbo nucifera (sacred lotus) is the source of this 2770-nucleotide messenger RNA. RefSeq names its product QWRF motif-containing protein 2. Gene Ontology annotation, cellular component: cytoplasm; nuclear microtubule. Lineage: Eukaryota; Viridiplantae; Streptophyta; Magnoliopsida; Proteales; Nelumbonaceae. Gene Ontology annotation, biological process: spindle assembly. The record is from RefSeq and is a predicted model, not a curated record. Gene Ontology annotation, molecular function: microtubule binding.
AUCACUACGACGACAUUUCUGCUCUUAAUUCUCGCCCAAAACAACCUUCAUUCCCCUCUCUUUCCGAUUUUCCGGUGUAUAACCUAGCCGGAAAAGCGUAGCGACCGUCGCCUCCUCCCCCGGUCUCUAAUAAAAAAACACUCUGCCAUCUCACACUCAACUCCCAUACCCAUACAUUCACCUCUCUCUCUCUCUCUCUCUUAAAACCAGAAAAAAGAGAGCGACCCAGAGAAGGCUUUCACUUGUACAUGUUUAAUCCUUCAAAAUCUUUCUGGGUUUCUUUAGUCUUCUUUAUUUGUGCAGGUUCAAGUGACUAGCUAAGAGAAGUGAAGCAGUCAAGCUAUAGAGUUUCAGAGUAUUUUAUAUUCUUGUCUGCGAGGAGAUGCGAGGACAGUGGAGAUUUCUUUUUUAAUCUUUGUUCAAUUUAUCUGAUAAUGGUGGCUGCCAUUUCUGCAAAUGCUUCAACUAAUUCAUCGAACCCCAAGACCUCCUCACAACAAGAAGAGAUUCGUCGAAAUCCAAAAAGGCCUCCCCUGUUACCUUCUGAAAAGGACAAUGGCGUCGUUGGUUCUCGGAGACCGAAAUCCAGAGAAAUCACUUCUAGGUACAUGUCCCCUUCCACUUCCACCUCUUCUAUUUCCUCUUCUUCUUCUAGACGAUGCCCAUCUCCUCUUGUUUCGAGGCCCACUACGUCGACAGCCGCUUCAACACCAUUGCCGUCUUUGAUCAAACGGUCUCAGUCUGCCGAGCGGAGGCGUCCAGUCACCCCUCGACCCACCACGCCACUGCCUGAUUCGACGAGGACGGGCAAUGCUGCUGAAAUUUCAGUAGCUUCAAAAAUGUUGUUCACUUCUACGCGUAGUUUGUCAGUUUCGUUUCAAGGGGAAUCGUUCUCACUUCCGAUUAGUAAGACGAAGGCCGCUCCAACGCCCAAUUUGAGUAAUACGAGAAAGGCUACACCGGAGCGGAGGAGGACGACGCCAUUGAGAGGGAAGAUUGAUGGUUCUGGAGGAGUAGAUCAGAUGGAGAACUCAAAACCCAUUGAUCAGCAACGUUGGCCUGGCAGAACCAGAACGGCAAAUCCUUUAACAAGAAGUUUAGAUUACACCGUUGACAAGAAAAAACUCAUUGAAUCUGGAACCGUAGUUCGCGCAUUGCAGCAAUCAAUGAUUGAUGAAGGUAGGAGGGCAUCGUUUGACGGUAGAUUACAUCGGGAUUCAAGCAUUGCCGACUUUGUAAAGACUGUUCAGCAUGCAAUGGAUGCCAAUUCCACAAACGGGUCAUCAGUUCCCUCCGAUCUCACUGCAUCUGAUACCGAGAGUGUCUCCUCUGGCAGCACUUCUGGAGUACAGGAAUGCAACGGGGUUUCUCGAGCUCGGACCGGGCCUCGUGGAAUCAGUGUCCCUGCUAGGUUUUGGCAGGAGACAAAUAGCCGGUUGCGGCGUUUACAAGACCCUGGUUCGCCAUUGUCGACGAACACUGGUUCAAGGACGACCGCUCCACCAAAACUUAUUCCAUCCAAGAAACCAUUGAGUUUUAGCGAUAGUCCCAUAUCAUCUCCUCGGACUAUCUCCACUACCGGCAGCAGAACGUUGUCAUCACCUCUCCGGGGGCCGAUUAGACCUGCAUCCCCUAGUAAGCUAAUGACAACUUCAACUUCUUCUCCGUCCAGGGGAAUGCCCAGUCCUUCACGGAUGAGGAAUGCAGCAGCAAUCUCCCUGAGUAGUCACUCUGUCAACAAUCCGUCAAUUCUUAGCUUUUCUGUUGACGUUCGGAGAGGGAAGAUGGGGGAGAACCGGAUUGUUGAUGCACAUCUGUUGAGGCUUCUGUAUAACCGCCACUUGCAGUGGCGGUUUGUAAAUGCGAGAGCAGACGCUGCCUUGUUGUUGCAGAGGUUAACUGCAGAGAAAAAUCUAUAUAAUGCAUGGGUAACUACAUCAGAAUUGCGUAAUUCAGUUACAGUUAAGAAAAUGAAGUUACAGUUGCUGAGGCAAAACUUGAAGCUCACUUCCAUCCUUAAGGGACAAAUGACCUAUUUGGAAGAGUGGUCCCUUCUGGAUAGAGACCACUCAAAUUCUUUAUCAGGUGCUAUUGAAGCUCUCAAGGCUAGCACUCUCCGCCUCCCAGUUGUCGGUGGAGCAAAGGCAGAUAUCCAAAAUGUGAAGGAUGCUGUUGGUUCAGCAGUUGAUGUUAUGCAGGCAAUGGCAUCCUCAAUAUGCUCUUUGCUGUCAAAGGUGGAUGAGAUGAACUCCUUGGUGGCUGAACUUGCAAAUGUUGCCGCUCAAGAGCGGGCUUUGUUAUUUCAGUGCAAAGAUUUCUUGUCCACAUUAGCAGCUUUACAGGUGAAGGAUUGUAGCCUGAGAACACAUAUAUUACAACUAAAACGUGUACCAACAAGCCUGACAACACAAGUGUAGAUUGAUCUUAUCUGACUUCCUACUCUAAAUGCUAACAUCACAUCAAACCUUUCUUUUUCUCACCCGGAGGCAGCACCGGAGGCUGUAAGAGUAUUGAAUGGUUGCUUGUGAGAGAAAACAAGAGCUCUAAUUUGCCCUCUUUGGAACCCGUUGGAGACCAGCUGUAUCAUGUAUUUUGUAUGCACAGAUUACAGAAAAUGGCUUUUUGCUCUCGGGAAUUCAUAUUAGGUGUAAACAAAUCUGUCUUUUUUCUCCUUUUUACCCCUAUAGUUAAAAAGGAAAGCUGCUGUAAAUAUGUGUAUGAUGUUUCCCAAUUCCCCCCUUCCCCUUUAUUCUCAGUUUAUUUUUACCAA